GAACCAAUAAAAUUAAAUAAAUCAAACAGAACUAUUCAAGUUCAGUUCUAAUUUUUAGUAAAUUUUUAUAUUUUUAAAUAGAAUCUACUUUUUUAAUAGAACUUUAUAAAUAUUUUACUAAUAGAUGUAAAAAAAUCUGGUUUUAUUUAAUCGAAUUAAACUGUUUUUCAACCGAAAAGAAAUAAUUUUAAUUUUUAAAAAUUUAAAUAGGACCAAAUUUCAGUUCGGGUCCCGUUUUAUUCACGGUAGUAAUUUCAACUAUAAUAUAGUUCUUUAUUAGCAACUAGAAAUCUAUGCUUAAAAAUAAUAAAAAAAUAAAAAAAUGAAAAAAGAAAGAAAGAAAGAUAUGCUUUCUGAUAGCCUUUCCCCAACACUUUCAUCAAAAACUUAAUAAGGCAUUCUUGAUCGUUUGAAGGUUAUAUGUAACUUGAAAAUGCCAAAAGAGAAAGAGGAUAAGAUGAAUUUCCUCAUUAGAAAUGCUUUGGUAUCCUUCUUUUUCAUUCAAAUCAUCUUUGUAGACCGUGGAUUAGGCCUUAACAAAGAUGACUGCAAAGAAUCAAAAUGCAGCCGCCACGGUCCAGCUAUCCGAUUCCCGUUCCGAAUCAAGGGCCUGCAACCUGACCACUGCGCUUAUCCUGAAGUUGGGUUUGAUCUGUCUUGUACAGAGAAGAAGGAGACGGUGCUUGUGCUACCAAAUUCAGUUAAAUUGUUGGUCAAAACGAUAGAUUAUGCAUCUCAAGUUAUUCAUGCAAGUGAUCCUGAGAAUUGCCUCCCAAGACAGCUUUCAAACCUCAAUCUAUCUGCUUCUCCAUUCCAAUAUUUGGAAUUGGACCAAAACACACAGAGUCAUGUCUUGUUCAACUGUACAUGGAGAAAAAAUCCCUUCUUUCAGGUGCCUUGCCUGAGUGCUCCUAACUACCAAGUUUAUAUCUUCUCUAGUACUAUUCGCAUUGAUAGCCCGGACCUAAUGUAUUGUACCAAGAUGUAUGACGUUUCACUUCCAGAAAACAUGAUUUUCAGUAAUGAUUAUGUUCUUCAAUUGACCUGGUUUAAUCCAAGUUGUGGGUCUUGCGCAAUACAAGGCAAAUAUUGCAGAUUGAAGGCUAACAAUACUCAACCCGAAACUGAAUGUUCCGGCGAGCUUAAACGGAUAACAUGGGCAGCACCAAAGUUUCUUGUUACAGGUAUUAUCUUUGGUAUGCUUCUUGUAGUGCUAAUGGGGUUUGCACUUUACCGCAUCUACAUCUUUGAUAAAAUAGAAAAGGAAUAUCAAUCCAGGAUAGAAAAGUUUUUGGAUGAUUACAAAGCUUUCAAGCCUGGAAGAUAUUCAUAUUCUGAUAUCAAGAGGAUCACAAAUCAAUUCAAGGAGGAAUUAGGCAAAGGAGCUUAUGGAACUGUGUUUAAAGGAAAGCUCUCUGAUGAAAUUCUGGUAGCAGUUAAGGUCCUUAACAACUCCAAAGGGAAUGGAGAAGAAUUUGUAAAUGAAGUCAGAACGAUAGGGAGAAUUCAUCAUGCCAAUGUUGUUCGCUUUAUAGGCUUCUGUGCUGACGGAUUUAGACGAGCUCUAGUUUAUGAAUACUUGCCGAAUGAUUCGCUAGAGAAAUUCAUAUCUUCAGCAGAUGCCAAGAACCAUUUUCUUGGCUGGAAAAGGUUGCAAGAUAUUGCUGUUGGUGCAGCCAAAGGCAUUGAAUAUCUCCAUCAGGGAUGCAAUCAAAGAAUCCUCCACUUCGACAUAAAACCACAGAAUAUCCUGCUAGAUCACAACUUCAAUCCCAAAAUCUCUGAUUUUGGCCUUGCAAAGUUGUGUUCUAAGGAUCAAAGUGCAGUGUCCAUGACGACAGCUAGAGGAACAAUUGGCUAUAUUGCUCCUGAAGUGUUCUCAAGAAAUUUCGGCAAUGUUUCUUUUAAGUCAGAUGUGUAUAGCUUCGGAAUGCUGGUGUUAGAAAUGGUUGGGGGACGAAAGAGCGUAGAUGGGAAAAAUGAAAAAGGUCAUAUAUACUUUCCAGAAUGGAUUUAUAAUCUUUUGGAAGUAGGAGAAGAUUUGAGGCUGGAGUUUGAGGAAGAGGAAGAUGCCAUGAUUGCAAAGAAACUUGCAAUUGUGGGACUAUGGUGCAGUCAGUGGAAUCCAGUGGAUCGUCCUACCAUGAAAAGUGUUAUUCAGAUGUUAGAAGGGGAAGGAGACAAUUUAUCAGUACCUCCUAAUCCAUUUAGCUCUGUGAAUCCCAGGAGAAUGAAUGCAAGAAUUCAAAGAUAUGUUGAACAUGACUUGGGGGCUAUUUUAGAAACAGAGUAAUCAAAGCCUAUCCAAAAACUCUUUUGAAGUAUGCAUGCACACUUGCAGUAGCAAUAACAGGGGUAAGAUUGGAAGUUAAGGUUCUCUUCCAUGCUUUCAUUUAUGUUAUCGAAUAUAGAUUAACUGUCCAAUUUAGUAUUGGAUUAUAGAUUCUGUUCUGUAUACACAUUUAUUUAUACAAAUUUCAUAUUUUGUUAGUGAUAGCAAAUUUGGAUUUGGUAUCAAGUAGAGAGGACUUGUGCUUACACAUGAUUUAGGCAACAAAAGUAUACAUGAUUUUCCUUUUUAUUUAA
Molecule: messenger RNA, 2586 nt
Organism: Ricinus communis (castor bean)
Lineage: Eukaryota; Viridiplantae; Streptophyta; Magnoliopsida; Malpighiales; Euphorbiaceae
Product: rust resistance kinase Lr10-like
Exons: 3
Coding region: 434-2293 (619 amino acids)
Biological process (GO): protein phosphorylation
Molecular function (GO): ATP binding; protein kinase activity; polysaccharide binding
Source: RefSeq, a predicted model, not a curated record